Fusarium redolens is the source of this 1515-nucleotide messenger RNA. RefSeq lists its product as uncharacterized. The coding region runs from base 1 to 1515 and encodes 504 amino acids. Gene Ontology annotation, cellular component: cytosol. Gene Ontology annotation, biological process: 'de novo' AMP biosynthetic process. The record is from RefSeq and is a predicted model, not a curated record. The transcript is spliced from 10 exons. Gene Ontology annotation, molecular function: (S)-2-(5-amino-1-(5-phospho-D-ribosyl)imidazole-4-carboxamido) succinate lyase (fumarate-forming) activity; N6-(1,2-dicarboxyethyl)AMP AMP-lyase (fumarate-forming) activity. NCBI's taxonomy places the organism in Eukaryota, Fungi, Ascomycota, Sordariomycetes, Hypocreales, Nectriaceae.
AUGCCACGCAAUUACCAAUGCGAAAUGGAACGACUCUUCAGCCGAGAAUCUCGGUAUACCAUCUGGCGAAAAUUAUGGUUUUGGCUUGCAGCAAGCCAGAAGGAGCUUGGCAUCGUCUACCUCGUCCCCAUUCCCAACUCCGAACCCCCGGCAUUCACAGAAGAGAGAAUCGAUGAUGAUGAUCUCGAACAGCUGAGGCACUGUUGUUACGUCUCCAGUCGUGAUGUUGCUGUUCCGAAUAUGCGUCAGCUGAGUCCCGAUCACAAAUUGGAUCUUCGAGCUCAAUUUCACUUCGUCACUGAUAUUGAUGCCCCACGAUCUGAGUACUGGCUCAACAUUGGCGUCACCCCCGAGUACAUUCUCGAAAACACUGAGCAAAUCCUCAUGAGGGAUGCCCUCGAUAUCUUGAACACUAAGCUCUCCAUGCUUCUCUACCGCCUCCAAAACUUUGCCAUGGACCACAAGUCUGUACAAUGUCUCAUGUAUGAGUCUGACCUCGAUAAAACCGCCUACGUUACCACGAUCGGAGACAGAGCUGCUGGCUGGGCUAAGAAACUCGUCAUACUUUUGAGGGCUUUCCAGACAGCUCGACUUGAGGUGGGAUCCGCUGGAUCCCAACCAAUCACUCAAAGUGAAAAGUAUAAUAUAGAAUUUUCCGACAAGCUAUCUAUGCUGGAGCACUUUGAGGGUGAUCAAUCGAAGUGCGAGAGGCUUGAUGACCUCAUCCGUCAAAAGCUCAGAUUCCAGGAAUGUCGAGCAAGAGACUACCUGGCAUACCGGCGAACUAUCAACGCAAAUUUGGGGUUUAUUUGUAUCUUGCUAGGCAGCGCAGCUGUUUCAGUUGUGAAGGAUCUGGACCACUUCGACGAUGGUGAGCAGUUGGUGGAAAAAAGAGCGAACCGCAAUGGAUCGCCUGUCACGGACGAAGACCCAAAGUUCAGACAAUCCGGGAUCCUCAAGGGUGCUGCAGAGGCGCUCAUGCGGGUCUCAAUUUCGUUCAGGGAUCCCGGGGUGUCUAAGACCGAAGGACAGGACGAAUACAUCAUGGCACGGAUGUUCAAACAGGCUGUACGAGUCGUCAACGUACUCCAAAGUAUCGUUGAAGGUCUUUACUGCGAUCCAGAGAACGGACACAACGUCAAAUGGUCCGAGAUACCAUACAUGAUGAUUGAUCCUCUCAUCAGAAGACUGAUGCUCCGCGGCGAGGUUCGACAAGACAUCCUCUGGCAUUUGAACAACAUUAGCCUCUCGUUGAAGGAUGAGCCGCAAGAAGGGCGAACGGAUCGCUUUCUCGAGACGAUCACCAGCUACAAUUUCUUCAGGAGAUAUUUUUACGACAUGAAGGAAAUCGUCUUGUCACUUCAGGAUGUAUCGGAGAGUGAAAGACGAGUUGAUGAAAUUUGUGGACGGAAUGGUGCUAUUGACAGGGUACUUCUGCCUUAUCGGCCGUAUAUUCGGGAGAUGACUGCUGGGGAGAGGCAGGCGGCGCAACCUCUGAUGAUUGAGCCUGCGUAG